CAGAACCAGCGUCAGAGCCGGACAGCAAGAGGAGCGAGGCGUCUCUUCACACUCAGGAACAAAGCAUGACAAACGUCACUCAUUCCUUCCACAUCGUCACACCCAACGACACCAACCACGAGGACGACAGCGUGGUGAGCAAUGACUUCUCCACCACCCUGGGCGCCCUCAUCCUGGGCCUGGUCUUCCUCCUGGGCGUCCCCGGAAACCUCUUCGUCGUCUGGAGCAUCGUGGCGCGCAUCCAGCGGCGCUCCGUCACCACGCUGCUCAUCCUCAACCUGGCGUGCGCCGACGGCUUCCUCAUGGCCCUCACCGUCUUCUUCAUCAUCUACCUGGCCAAGCAGAGCUGGGUGUUCGGCAACGUCAUGUGCAAAGGCGUCUUCUACCUGUGCAACACCAACAUGUACGCCUCCAUCUUCCUCAUCACGCUGAUGAGCAUCCACCGGCUGCUGGCCGUGGUGUUCCCGCGCAGGGUGUCCCGGAGGAUCACCAGGAAGGUCGUGAGGAGGGUCAUCCUGGGCAUGUGGGUGCUGGUCAUGCUCAUCUCGCUGCCGUCGCUGGUGUUCAGAGACGUGAGGGUCGACAGCGACGAGAAGGACAAGAAGAGACUGGUGUGCGCGCCCAAUCACACCCUCCCUCGACACGUCAGGUUUCAGUACGCCUUCGAGACCGUUUCUGGGUUCUUUCUGCCGUACGUUAUCAUCAUCACCUGCUACGUCAUGAUCCUGAGGCGUCUCAGGCAGACCAAGUUUCAGAGAAAGGUCCGCAGCGAGAACCUCAUCCUGGCCAUCGUGGUGACGUUCGGCCUCUUCUGGCUGCCGUACCAUGUGAUCAACAUGAUCCAGGUGGCGGCUGAAUGGUACCCAGACAACUCACCAACGAGAGAAAUAUUGGAUCAUAUUGCUAAAUCCAGCCGCGCCGUCACCUCCGCCUUGGCCUUCAUCAGCAGCUGUGCCAAUCCGGUCCUCUACACCUUCGCCGGGAAGUCCUACAUCAAGCAGAACGGAUUAGCUUUCAUGGCCAAACUCUUCGAGGGCACAGCCUCGGAGCAGACGGGGAACAAGAGCCGGGUCCUGCGGAACAACGGACACAAUGUGGGCGACUCCAGCAACACGAACUCCUCCACACAGAAUGGGGUCAUCCAGUGACCUUUACACUCAGCGGACUUUGUACAUAAGUGAGCAUAUUCAAGUUAAACAUUUGUGAAGCUGCAUGUGGAGCGUGCUGCUUCUAAGGCUGGAUUUUUCUGAAUAAAUGAUUGAAAGUCAAAGGUACUAUUUUUUAAAUAAAUAUUUUAUUUUGAACAAAUAAAGGUGUAGCACUGUACUUUGGAAGCAAUCAUAACAAGCUUUGUGUUCGUGAUCCGGGAAUUGCUCGAUGUUGAUUCUGAAUAUCAGUCAACUGUCCAUGGCAAUCGUAUCUGCAGCUGCAUUUAUCUAAUGAAGCGAACACUGGAUUUAUCGUUUCCUCCAGCUACAUGUUAAUGGAGCUCUCCGUUUCCCCUUUGACCUGUUGGGAGCUGGACUCACAACCUGCUGCACAACUUUUCAGCAUUUCCCCCAGUCUGAAUACUGUACUUAUAAAGGUAGUAACCACCAUUUCCUAACUUGUGAUUUCUUUGUUCCUGAAGCAGUUUAGAAGUUACUACCAGAGGUUCAUAUAGGAGCAGGGAAUGAAUCAAUACUCUGUACAUUUGAGAAACUACUGAAUUACUGUUGAUUGAGGGAAAAUUAGAGGUAACUGCACAAAUUGAAUUAUUUUGGCAACAUGUGGAGAGAUGAGCUUAGAGCAGUCCUUAACUUGUUGCCCAUGAGUUUAUUUAUUAGGACUAAUUUAAGACCGAGGGUACACAGACUGCUCACUUUCUAAUGUUGGCUAUAGGUUAUCAUGACGUUAUGAGCCUUUGAGAUUCUGCAUUAAUGAAGAGUCACAGUGGUAAAGGCCUUUGAAACGCUUGAAAACUUGUGUUCUUUGAGCUAGGAUCAAAUGUCUGAAUGUCCAUUUUGCUCAUAUGCAACACUGCUGGAUCACACCGUCUAACUUAUGUACUCUUGGGUGAAUACUGUAUGUAGAAUUAUGGACCAACUAAGUUAAUACUUUUUGUAAAGGCAGGACUUUGUCUUCCGUUUGUGA
Salarias fasciatus (jewelled blenny) is the source of this 2133-nucleotide messenger RNA. RefSeq names its product leukotriene B4 receptor 2b (gene ltb4r2b). The transcript has 5 exons. The coding region runs from base 66 to 1148 and encodes 360 amino acids. Gene Ontology annotation, biological process: inflammatory response; positive regulation of cytosolic calcium ion concentration; complement receptor mediated signaling pathway. The record is from RefSeq and is a predicted model, not a curated record. Gene Ontology annotation, molecular function: complement receptor activity; G protein-coupled receptor activity. Gene Ontology annotation, cellular component: plasma membrane. NCBI's taxonomy places the organism in Eukaryota, Metazoa, Chordata, Actinopteri, Blenniiformes, Blenniidae.